UCCUUACACGAAGUUGAAGGUGGUAAGUAACACUAGUGUUGUACCCUGUGUGGCACCGUCCCCAUCACCGAGCUUUUCCUUCAUUUCUUUCACCGUAGAAGCGAAUGAGAAGGUCGAAGCCACUCCUCCGCACGCUGCCGCACUUCCUCACAUGGCGCGCCUUCCGCUUCCGCACCAUUUGCUCCGGCCGCCACGCCCUCGCCGCCGGCUCCGUCAAGCACCUCGAAUCCUUCACGGAGCAGUUCGAAGUCGGCUCGCGCCUCAUCACGCUCGAGACAGGUAAGAUCGCUCGCUUCGCAAACGGCGCCGUCGUUUUGGCCAUGGAGAACACCAGCGUCCUCUCUACCGUCACCUCCGCUAAGGGCGACGCCGUUCGCGAUUUCUUGCCUCUCACCGUCGAUUAUCAGGAGAAGCAAUUCGUGCAAGGCGUGAUUCCGACGUCGUUCAUGCGGAGAGAAGGUGCUCCGAAGGAACGCGAACUCCUGUGUGGUCGAAUCAUUGACCGUCCGAUUCGACCGUUGUUUCUACCGGGAUUUUACCACGAGGUUCAGGUAACGGCAAGUGUUCUUUCUUCUGAUGGAAAACAAGAUCCGGAUGUGUUAUCGGCUAAUGCGACUUCAGCUGCUCUUAUGUUAUCAGAUAUUCCGUGGGGCGGUCCCAUUGGAAUGGUUCGAAUUGGCAGGAUAUGUGGGCAGUUUAUUGUAAAUCCGACCAUGGAUGAGCUUAAGUUAAGUGAUCUUAACUUGAUCUAUGCCUGUACGAAGGACAAAACUUUGAUGAUCGAUGUGCAAGCUCGUGAGAUAUCUGAGAAAGACCUAGAAGCUGGGUUAAGAAUGGCUCACCCGGAGGCAGUUAAGUAUAUUGAACCUCAAAUCAGACUUGCUGCUAAAGCUGGUAAAUCUAAGAAGGAAUACAAAUUGUCUAUGCUAUCGGACAAAACACUGGAGAAAGUUGGUAAUAUCGCAGAGGCACCGAUUGAAGCUGUUUUUACUGAUCCUUCCUAUGGAAAGUUUGAACGUGGAGAAGCAUUAGAAAAUAUUACACAAGAUGUAAAGAAAGUGCUCGAAGAAGAAGGUGAUGAAGAAAGCUUAAAAGUCUUGUCAAAGGCUGUAGAUACAGUGAGGAAGAAGGUGGUCCGUAAAAGAAUUAUUGCAGAAGGAUACAGACUUGAUGGAAGACAGCUAGAUGAAGUAAGACCUUUGUAUUGUGAAGCUGGAUAUUUAUCCAUGUUGCACGGAUCUGCACUAUUUUCCCGUGGAGAAACACAGGUCUUAUGUACAGUAACGCUUGGAGCACCUACAGAUGCUCAACGCCUGGAGUCUGUAGUUGGUCCUCCGACAAAGCGAUUUAUGCUACACUACAGUUUUCCUCCCUUCUGCAUAAAUGAAGUUGGUAAACGCGGUGGUCUGAACAGGCGUGAAGUUGGUCAUGGAACACUUGCUGAGAAAGCCCUUCUCGCUGUUUUGCCUCCUGAAGAAGAUUUUCCUUACACUGUUCGUGUGAACUCUGAAGUCAUGGCUUCUGAUGGCUCAACAUCAAUGGCAACUGUAUGUGGAGGUAGUAUGGCCUUGAUGGAUGCUGGCAUUCCUGUGCGUGAACAUGUUGCUGGGGUUUCUGUGGGUCUUGUUAGUGAGCUUGAUCCAUCCACUGGCGAAAUAACAGAUUAUCGUAUAUUGACCGAUAUUCUGGGCUUGGAAGACCAUCUGGGUGACAUAGACUUCAAGAUUGCUGGGAGUCGAAAUGGAGUUACUGCUAUUCAAUUGGAUAUGAAACCAGCUGGAAUUCCUCUGGAUAUCAUAUGUGAAUGUUUAGAACCUGGGCGCAAAGCCCGUGUUCAAAUUCUUGAUCACAUGGAUCAAGAAAUUAAUGUACCUCGUAACAAGAAUGACAGUACUUCUCCACGACUAGCCACCUUAAAGUACAACAAUGAUGCUCUCCGUCGCCUAAUUGGACCAAUGGGUGCUCUUAAGAGAAAAAUGGAAGAGGAAACAGGUGCACGUAUGUCUGUAGGUGAUGGAACACUUACAAUAGUUGCUAAGAAUCAAUCUGUAAUGGACAAAGUACUGGAAAAGAUUGAUUUUAUUGUGGGCCGUGAAAUUGAAGUUGGAGGUAUCUACACCGGUAUAGUUGCCACUAUAAAAGAAUAUGGAGCUUUUGUGGAGUUUAAUGGUGGCCAGCAGGGCCUACUUCACAUUUCUGAGUUGUCACAUGAACCGGUUUCCCGAGUUUCAGAGGUUGUCUCUGUUGGCCAGAAGCUUUCUUUGAUGUGCAUAGGCCAAGAUGUUCAUGGUAACAUUAAACUAUCCCUUAAAGCAACUUUGCCUCGUCGCGGAGGAAUGGAGACUAAUGAUGUAGUUGAAGGAUCUGUUGCAUCUGCAAAAGAAACAGCCAACAUUUGGGCACCAGUUGGGAAUGUGUCUAGUACACAAGAACAACAAAAUUCUGUUUCUGAGUCGUCUCUAGGCAAUCUUGAGUUGGGUGAAGCAAAAUCACAAACCUCCCAAACCUCGCAAGUCCCAGUAAUUUUAAUACGUAGUGCUGCAGAGUGUGAUGAAGAGGAGAAAUCUUCUAGCUUGAAUCUAUCUUCAAAAGGUUCUCACGUGGAUAAUGAGGUUGAAUUGGAUCGCAAGUCAAAAUCUCGUCGAUCUCAAAAUGUGAAUGAUUCUCCACCUAAGUCAAAAUCUCGCAGAUCUCAAGUUGUUAUUGAUUCUCCAUCUUCUCAUUCAGGUCCCUUGCCAUAUAAAAAUGUUAAGAAGACAAAACUUUCGAUGAUGAAAGAGUCCAAAUCUGAUCAUCAAAGACCAGAGGAGGAUGAGCAAGAACCUAAAGAUAAGGAGUCGUCUGAAUCUGCAAAAGAUCUGAAACUCGGAACAAAAGUAACUGCCAAGGUAGAUCAAAUUCGUGCACAUGGAUUAGUGUUGGAUUUGGGUGGAGGAAUUCGAGGAAUGUACCGGUUUGAGGAAAAUAACAAAAAGGACUUUAAAAUAGGUGAUGAGAUGCGAGUUGUGUGCUCCAGCUUCUCUAGCAAGGGAAUUCCUGUAUUGUCUUUUGUGGAUGAUGAAUAAAUUACUUCCUAGUGGUAAGCAACACCAAUGGUUUUAUUGCCAAACUCAUGGAUUUAUACUGCCAUGAUUUGAGGAAAGAACUCUUCCAGCAGUGUAAGAAGCACAAUGGUUUUCUUGGAAAUCUGGUUUUUGAUAGAGCCCAAUAACGUCAAUUUGAUCCAUAUAUAACUUGCCCUGUCCGGAUGAUGCUUAAUAGUUGUUGAGCUUCUGGGAAUGCAGUAAUGGACUUUGAGAACUGUUGCGCUGCUGUGUUCUUAGAUUUGCUGUAUGAAGCUUGAGAAAGCUGUUGGAAAAUGGGUGUUUAUGCUUGAUACAAGUUUGCCAUCAUGAUUGCCAUUUCACAAUAAAAAGUUGAGUGGUGAACGACCAUGCAAUCGGCUGAUAUUUAGUUGUUAAUUAUCCGUAGUAUCUAGGGUUAUUCUUGAUUGAUUUAUGUUGGGUUUUGACGCCCAAGUUGAUUAAAUGGUUGGCCACUUUUGUGAGGCCAAGUAGCUCAAGAGUGCUGACAAUACUAGUACUUACACUGAAGGACAUUGAACACUUAAUUAUUUGGUUAAGUGAUGAUUUGGCUUUGUCAUCAUAUUGUCUUAAUCGGCAAGUACGGCUCGUCUAAGCCUUUUAAUUUUGAA
Molecule: messenger RNA, 3694 nt
Organism: Cajanus cajan (pigeon pea)
Lineage: Eukaryota; Viridiplantae; Streptophyta; Magnoliopsida; Fabales; Fabaceae
Product: polyribonucleotide nucleotidyltransferase
Biological process (GO): mitochondrial mRNA catabolic process; mitochondrial RNA 3'-end processing
Cellular component (GO): cytosol; chloroplast stroma; mitochondrion
Molecular function (GO): polyribonucleotide nucleotidyltransferase activity; 3'-5'-RNA exonuclease activity; RNA binding
Source: RefSeq, a predicted model, not a curated record